AGUGGCAUGGGAUGAGUGAGGUGUAGGGAGAGGUCUUUAAGUUUGAAUAUCUGUGUUUGAAAAGAAAAUGAAAGAAUGUAGGCCGUAAGACAGUGAUUUCUAUCUACUCUAACAUUCCUCUUGGUAACCAACUCAUCUGUAAUUGUUAGAUCUCAGUUGGAAAAUUCACUUCCUAUACAGUUGGCCAGUUGUUUUAGUUGCUGUUUUAGUUAAACCACAUGAUUGCAAUUGUUUAAAUGUUUAUUUAUUUUUAUUUUUUUUCACAUCUAUUGAAAAAUAUACUAUAGGGUUUCUUUGCAUAACUUGCGCAGAUAUAGAAAUAAGUUUGGAUAAUUUUAUCAUUUUUCAUGUAUGUCUUAAUUUUUUGGAGGGUUAUCUGCCUUCGUAAUGUUAUGCUCAAUUUAUUGUUGUGCAUUCAAGGAUAUUGAGAAACCUUGGGAAGUUAUUCUGCAUGGAGAAUUGUAGACUUUGUACAACAUUUGACCUGCUACUUUGGAAACUUCAAGGUUGAGUUGAAUGCAGUGAGUGUAAUGACAAGUAAUGUGACAUCUAAAUGUGUUUAGUUUAAUUGUGGUGAGCCUCGUUUUCCCCUGCUUUCUUCUUACCAUAUUAAAACAACUCAUUCUUGCCCUGAUGCAUCCACUUGAUGUCAGAGUCAGACCUUGUGCUCGAGACAAGAAAGAGGUUGCUUUAUGCAUUAAAGAGUUGAACUCACCAAGCUUCCAUCCGUCGAUGAUAUCUCUUUGGGUCACAGACUCUUUUGAGAGGAAGGACGCUGAAAGACAUCGUUUGGCAAAGCUUCUAGUCAACCUUACAAAGACCCAUCAUGGAACUGUGAGUCAAUCUCAGCUCAUCAAAGGGUUUGAAACUGUUCUGUCGACCUUAGAGGAUACCGUGAUUGAUACCCCGAGAGCACCAGAGUUUCGUGGCCUUGUCUUUGCCAAGGUCAUUUUAGAGAAUGUCGUUUCCUUGAAUCAGAUCGGUCAAUUAAUACACGAAGGUGGAGAGGAGCCAGGGCAUCUUCUGGAAGUCGGGCUUGUAGGCAACGUUCUUGGGAACGUCUUGGAGAUUAUCAAGUCAGAGAAGGGAGAUAACGGUUUGAACGAGAUCCGUACGUCCUCCAAUUUGCGGUUGGAAGCCUUUCGUCCCCCAGAUCCUUUCAAAUCAAGGAUUCUAGAGAAAUUUAUUUAGUGAUUAGUGAUGCUCAUUACAAUCGUGCUAGAAGGAAUUCAUGAGUAGUAGGGUUCAAAAACUCAUAAUUAUAUGCCUGCAAUGAAGAACUUUUGUACCGAAACUAUGAUUACAAUAUACAUAAUAUCGUGUAUGUAUUUUAUUAUAUCCCAAAAAAAUGUAACUAUACUGCAAAUUCAUAUGUAUUUGUAAAUUAUUAAGACCUCAAAACUUUGCAUUUUCUUUUUGUAUUUAUUUCAGUGAAGUGUAUUUUUUAUUUUUUUGAAAUUAUUGUGAAUAGAGCCAUUGGUUGAAUGGUUCGGAUGUGUAUUUAGGAUAGGUUAUGAUGAAACAAAUGCUUCCUCCCAUCCUUUCAAUGAAUAUAUUGUGUGUUGCGAGAGAAAAGUAA
Messenger RNA from Pyrus x bretschneideri (Chinese white pear), 1579 nucleotides. Its product is annotated as eukaryotic translation initiation factor 4G-like. Gene Ontology annotation, cellular component: eukaryotic translation initiation factor 4F complex. The record is from RefSeq and is a predicted model, not a curated record. Lineage: Eukaryota; Viridiplantae; Streptophyta; Magnoliopsida; Rosales; Rosaceae. Gene Ontology annotation, molecular function: translation initiation factor activity; mRNA binding. The transcript has 3 exons. Bases 634 to 1191 code for a protein of 185 amino acids.